Nelumbo nucifera (sacred lotus) is the source of this 1831-nucleotide messenger RNA. The record is from RefSeq and is a predicted model, not a curated record. Lineage: Eukaryota; Viridiplantae; Streptophyta; Magnoliopsida; Proteales; Nelumbonaceae.
GUAUAUUCCUUCCUUCCUGGUCCGUCUACACUUUUCUAGACGGACUGUGUAGGAAACUGAGAAACUCGCCAUCACGGUCCGCGGUCUGUCAGUCGUCUAUCAGUCAAAUUGUGCUAUUCUACGCUUUUUAAGUCUAUCAAUUAUACUCUGAAGUCUAGGAUCCAAGGAAAAAACGAAAAAACAAAAAUGCCUGCUCCAGUUUUGACAGCAGAUCCACCGACGCUUUUGAUUACAUCGAUCCUAUUGUUUUUGUUGCACUGGUUUUUAUGCCGGUUCAGGCGACUGUGUAAGUUCUCCGGCGAUGGCCUACCAACGUACCCUCUAAUUGGGUGCUUGAUCUCCUUCUACAAAAAUCGUCGCCGUCUGUUAGACUGGUACACGGACCUUCUCGCGGACUCCCCGAUGCAGACAAUCGUGAUACGCCGUUUCGGUGCAAGACGGACAGUCGUCACGGCGAACCCAGACAACGUUGAAUACAUCCUCACGACCAACUUUAACAACUUCCCCAAGGGUCAACCCUUUACGGACAUCCUGGGAGACUUGCUUGGCUGCGGUAUAUUCAACGUGGACGGGGAACUCUGGCGCGCCCAGCGCAAGUUAGCAAGCCAUGAGUUCAGCACCAAGUCUCUGCGGGAAUUCGUCGGGAAGACGUUGAAUCAAGUAGUGAAAAAUCGCUUGACGCCGGUACUUGCGUCUGCAAUGGAAACCGACCAAAUAGUAGAUCUGCAGGAUUUGUUAAGGAGGUUCGCCUUCGACACGGUGUGCAUGGUAUCGCUGGGAAUCGAUCCUGGUUGCUUGGAUUCUUCGCUUCCCGUAUCGGCUCUGGCCGGAGCUUUCGACAUAGCCUCCGAGAUAAGCGCCAGGCGUGCAUCCGCUCCCGUCUUCGCUGUCUGGAAGAUUAAACGAGCGUUAUGUCUCGGGUCCGAGCGGCGCCUCAAGGAGGCUAUCCAACAUGUACAUGGGUCCGUCGAGGAGAUAAUUCGCGAUAAGAAGAAGCUUAUGCUUAACAGAGUUCGUAAGGAAGAGAUCAACAACAACAACAGCAAUGGCGAUCUAUUGUCACGGUUGAUAUCGUCUGGUUACGACGAUGAGGUGAUUAGAGACAUGGUUAUAAGCUUCAUCAUGGCCGGAAGGGACACUGCAUCAGCGGCUAUGACGUGGCUCUUCUGGCUGCUUUCCUGCCACCCCCAUAUUGAAAAUGAGGUGGUGAAGGAGGUUGAGGCGAUUAACACCGGCGACAGUCCAUUAGACUACGAAGCGUUGAAGGAGCUGCCAUUGUUAAAAGCUUGCCUGUGCGAGUCCAUGAGGCUCUAUCCGCCCAUCGCCUGGGACUCGAAGCAUGUAGUCGAAGAUGACACGCUGCCGGAUGGAACGAGGGUGAGGGCGGGAGAUAGGGUGACUUACUUCCCGUACGGGAUGGGGAGGAUGGAAGGGCUCUGGGGUAAGGACCGGUUUGAGUUCAAACCGGAUCGUUGGUUCGUCGAACCGGACAAGGAGGGUGGAGCUUUGAAGGAAGUAUCUCCGUUCAAGUUCCCGGUGUUUCAAGCCGGACCCAGGGUGUGCCUGGGUAAGGAGAUGGCUUUUGUUCAGAUGAAAUACGUGAUGGCUUCCCUGCUGAAGCAGUUCCAGUUCAAAUCGGUUGGAUUGGAGGAGCCUGCUUUUGUUCCGCUCUUGACGGCACACAUGGCCGGUGGAUUGAAUGUCCUGAUCCGGCCGAGAGGUCGUCACUCGAUUUAGAGUUAUCGACGGCAAACUUUAACAGACAAAAAUGUAGAAGUGACAAAGAAGAUGGAAAAUUAAUUAAUAAAUCUGAUACUGGUUGUCUUAGGCA